UGGGUAAUAUUGUUGAUGAUGUUUUGAAGUAAGAAGAAGAAAAAGAAGAAAAAAAUGUCUAUUUUUUAUUUUAAUUUUUUUUUAAUUAUAUUUCAAUAUAAUAUUAUUAAAAUUAUUUUUUUUUAAUAAAUAAACGCACUCUUUUAAAAAAAAUACUAUGUUAGUAUUAAGGGUGAAAUAAAUAAAAAUUAAAUUUAAAUAUUAAAAGUGAGUUGGGAGGAGGGUUCACGUGUAAAUCCCCAUUAAACACAAACACCAAGGCAAACAACAAACAAAACAAUUAUGGAACCGUUCACUCUUUACCUUCUCCCAUUUCCCUCCUAAAAACUCCAUUCUUCAACAUACCUAAACCUCAACUUCCUCUUUACGUACAUCAUCAACACUUUCCCGAAUGAGCCCGCCGAAUAAGCGACGCGCCGCCGACAAGGAGGAAUCCGAGUCGGUGCCGCCGGAUGAUCUCCGGUGCAGAAGAUCAGACGGCAAAGAGUGGAGAUGCAAAGGGCAUAGGGUUGAAGGUAAAUCAGUGUGUGAGAAGCACUUACACGGUGGAAAAGUCUCAUCUUCUAAGCCCCGAAGAAAGUACGUCCCGAGAAGCGAUACGAGUGAUGAUGAUUCUAGUGAGAGUGGUGGGAGUUUGGUUAGAAAUGUGAAGAAGAAAUCUGGUUGUGCUGAGAAGAAAAUCAGGAGAAAGGGAGAGAGUAGUGAGGAGGAUGAAGCUGUUACUUUGUUGGAGGUGAUGAAAGAUAGUAGGAUGAAAGCUGAAAACGAACAACAAAAGAAGCCAGAUAGUUUAGGUGAUUCAACAAAAGUAGGGAGUGACGGGUUUCCGCGAAGCAAAGGGGAAAAGUGCAGAACUGAAUCUUCUUCCAAGGAAAAGGAUAGGAUGAAAAGGAAAAAAAUGAUUUCACAAGAGGAAGAAGAACAUGGGGAUGGUGAGAGGGAUAAACCUGAAAGUGACAAGGUUAGAAGAGUGGUUAAGAAAGGGGUUGGAGGUGAUUCUAAGAAAUCAAGGUUAAAGGGGAAGAUUAAGGAGAUUCAAAGUGAUGAGGAGAAGAAUGAUGAUGGUGAGUUUUAUGAUUUGAAGAGGAAACACUCAGCCAAAUCACUGGAACCUAUUGCAAAAGGUGUUGAAAACGAGUCAUUACUUGGUAGAAAUGGUAGGAAAUUAAGGGAGAAGAAAGGAGUGGAAGUAGCUUUGAAAAAGCAGGAUGAUGAUGACCAAGAUGACUGGACAGAUACAAAGGGUAAAACCAAGAAGGUUGACAAAAGGAGAAAGCAUUUCAGUACUGAUGACAAAGACGAUGAUUGCCAGAUGUGCCAUCAGUGCAUGAAAAGUGAUCGAAAGGUUGUUAGGUGUAAAAGGGGAUGCCGCAAACGCUAUUGUAGCCCAUGUAUUGAAAGAUGGUACCCUCAUCUGUCAGAGGAAGCAAUUGCUGAGAAAUGCCCAGUUUGUCGUGGGAACUGCAAUUGCAAAGAUUGUUUAAGCAAAAUUUUCAUCUCUAAGGAAGCCAAAUAUUUAGGAAUACCAUGGGAAAAGAAUGAAAAAAUUAAUUGCUUGAAGCAUCUCGUGAAUGUACUUUAUCCAUUUUUGAAAACAUUUAUCCAUGAUCAAACUAUUGAAAAGGAGAUGGAGGCAACAAGUAAAGGAUUGUCACUGACCCAGGUAAAAAUAUCUAAAGCUGACGUUCAUAAGGAUGAGCGUGUUUAUUGCAACAAUUGCAGCACCUCCAUUGUUGAUCUCCAUAGAAGUUGUACAGCUUGUUUUUAUGAUCUCUGUCUGACCUGCUGUCAGGAAAUUCGAGGAGGUUGUUUUCUAGGAGAUUGUGCAGAUGAAGAUAGAAGGCUCCCUGAAUGGAGAGCAACAGAAACUGGUGAUAUACCUUGCCCACCAAAGGAAAGAGGUGGCUGUGGAAAUAUCCGCCUGGAGCUUAAGAGUCUCUUUGGUGAAAAGCGGGUUCAACAGAUAAUGAGGGAAGUUGAAAAUUUAGUCAAAGCAAAUUCAUUUGCCAGUGAGACCCGAGCUAUUGAAGAACAGUGUCCCUGUAACUCUAAAAAUAGAAGAAAAGCAGCUUCCAGAUCAGAUUCUGAUGACAAUUAUUUGUUCUGCUUCCCUUCAAGUGAAAUACAUGAUGGGCAUCUGGAACACUUCCAGACACAUUGGAGAAUGGGAGAACCUGUCAUUGUUACCAACAUUCUUGAACUAGCAUCUGGAUUAAGCUGGGAACCGAUGGUGAUGUGGCGUGCGUUCCGUAAUAUAGCCAUCAAGAAGGGCUCAUCAGAUUUGAUGGUGACAGCAGUUGAUUGUUUCGAUUGGUGUGAGGUGGAUAUAAAUAUUCAUCAAUUUUUUAAGGGUUACCUUGAAGGUCGAAGGCACGGAAAAUUCUGGCCAGAAAUGCUUAAGCUUAAGGACUGGCCCCCAUCUACAGAAUUCGAGAAGCGGUUGCCACGCCAUGGAGCAGAAUUUAUUAGAGCCUUGCCAUUUAAAGAAUACACAAAUCCGUUUUCAGGUAUUCUUAAUAUUGCUUCCAAACUUCCAGAUGGUAUACUGAAGCCAGAUAUGGGUCCAAAAACAUAUAUAGCAUAUGGAUUUGCUGAAGAACUUGGACGUGGAGAUUCUGUGACAAAGCUUCAUAGUGAUAUGUCUGAUGCGGUGAAUGUGUUAAUGCAUACUGCUGAUGUAACUAUUGCUAAGCAUGAGCUUUCAAAAAUUGAUAAGCAGAAGGAAAUAUAUGCUUCUUGUGAUCGAAAAGAACUCCAUAUUACUGAUAUAGAUGAUCAUCUAGUUCGUAAGAGUGAUUUUGCAUCAGCAAAACAAGAAAAAGCAAGUGGUGAUUUUUCCCCCGACCGUAAUGUGCAAUUGGAGGGCAGUUUAUCUUCUGCUCAGGUGGUUGAUCUUGAAAACAAAUUUGAUGCACCAGAGGAAGAAAAGGGGGGUGCAGUCUGGGAUAUCUUUAGGAGACAGGAUGUUCCCAAGCUCGAGGAAUAUCUUAAAGAGCACCACAAGGAAUUCAGACAUACAUUUGGUUCUCCGGUGGACCAG
Molecule: messenger RNA, 3040 nt
Organism: Capsicum annuum
Lineage: Eukaryota; Viridiplantae; Streptophyta; Magnoliopsida; Solanales; Solanaceae
Product: lysine-specific demethylase JMJ25
Biological process (GO): regulation of transcription by RNA polymerase II
Cellular component (GO): chromatin; histone deacetylase complex
Molecular function (GO): histone H3K9 demethylase activity; transcription coregulator activity; chromatin DNA binding
Source: RefSeq, a predicted model, not a curated record